UCCUCCGCCGCCUGCUCAUGGUCUCAUGGAGCCUGUGGUCAGCCGCCGCCUUCCCCUCGAGCUUGAGAAGCCGGAGCCGCUGCCUUCCUCUCAAGCUCGCUGAACCAGCCGUCGCUGACGUCGUGUGGAGCCAGUGGUUACCGUCGCUGUCUUCCCAGCGAGCCAGCGGCAGCUGCCGCCACCUUCUUGCGAGUUCGAUGUCCACUGUCGCCGUCAUUUCGUCUCCUUCUCCAUCCCACGCGAGCUUGGUUCUGCAAGAUCUGUGCCGCAUCGAGCGCCUACAAGCACGCGGUAACCAACAGGUGAAACUCCACAUGGGUGGCAGCAGCCAAAUCUCCUCCUGCUGAUAUGACUCCUCAAAUUGAUUUCUCAGUUCUCUUUACAGUCCUACAUCUCAUGCUCUCUUCUUAUCAACCUUACAUAACUGGUGGAAACCUCUACUUGAUUUUUCUGUGGUGCAUGGUCAAUCAGGCCUGCUUGGAAGCACAAACGAAAGGAUCACAUAUGUAUGUGAGUAUGUCUAUUUGCUAAUUACUACCUUUUCCUGCAAAUACGCAUACACCACUUGGAUGUAGAUACCCAUUCUGCAUUGCUUUUCAUGUUAAUUAACUUGAUUGGGUAAAUGUUUACUACAUUGAUCGGCCGGUAUCUCAGAGUACAAUCAAUAAGUGACUGAAGAUAAUUCAUUAGCCUUUUAUGUCUAUAUAUGAUCAUAAAAAUGGCUGCAGGGUGCAUCAGACAAGCAAAAGGUAUAUGGUAAGUGAUGGCACAUUUCUUAGGGAAGGGAUUUACGAGUUCAAUGUCAAAAUCCUCUCUAUCAGUCGCCUCACAUUUUCAACUUACCUAGGUUGCUUCCCUAUUUUUAGCUACAUAAGAACUAUAUGUAUGUCACCCCAUCAGAGUUAUUUAUAUUCACAUGUUAUAUUCUAAAUCCAUAUUUGUUGAGAUGUGUUCUAUAAUUGAUCUCUAUGCAGAGUAUCCUAUCAAAACAUUAACAAUGUUAGACCGUACUUUUAGUGGGUGUUGCAUGCAGUUAUUAUUAUCAAAGCUAUCAAAGGUAUUUUACAUUGUUACAUCUCCUUCACCCUUUAUAGGUUUCUAUAUUACAAAUGCUCAUGUUAUUGUUUUAAUUCUUUUUCGACCAGUACAACCUGAUUAGCUAUUCUUACUAAUUCUAUAUUACAGAUGCUCUGUGAUAUUAAUUGUGAUCCUCUUUCAUUAUACAGGAAAUGCACGGACAGCUUGUAAAGUAAACUUGAUGAAGAGUGGUUUCCUAUCUCCAUCAAAGUUUGUCAAAUUCACUUGUCUGCUGCUGUAUUGUAUUGCUUACAAGCUAUUUUUCUUAUACCAUCAUCCCAUACGCUUAGAUGCAUAUUGUACACCCUUGCCUCAUGUAAUCAUGUUUGCAGAUAUAUUUUGGUACAUAUAUAGUCCAGUGACUCUACGAGCAACUCAAUUUACUACUAGAAAAAAGAUACCCAGUGUUCUUCUCCUUUUUAUUUAAAUAUUUUAGUAGCUUUCAUUUUCUUUACAACCUUACAAGCAAAAUGUUUGAUCUUGAUCAUGGUUUAGAAAUUGGCCGCCUCUUCGAAAUACAAGGUAAAUUAACCAAACAUUGACCUACUAUAUAUGCUUGCGUAUGUCAUAUGUAGAUAUACUCAUUACUUGAAGAAAUGCUUGACGGACAUAGUCUACAGGUAUUAUAUGCAUUAUUGGUUAGGUACUAAAAAAAUGCACACUGAUUUUACUUGAUUUUAGUUUUCCCAUACGGCCAGUAAUAUAAGGUCUCAUAGGAGUUGUUAAAUAUUCAAUCGUUUUGCCCAAAUGGUUCAAUUGAGAAGAACUUAAAGUUAGCUAUUGCAGGUAGCCUAGGCCAACAGAAAGUCUGAAGUUGUUAUCUCCUUAUUGUUUGCAGAGAUCACAUCGCAACCAACUUGAGUUGUAUGUUACCUUUAGCUUGAUUUGGUCCUGAAAUUGUUCUCACAAUUUAGGAAGCAUUUUUACUCAGUGUAUGCACCUUAAUUUUCUUCUAGACUACUAUGAAGUGAUGUGUUCAUAGUUGUUUUCUUAUUAAUCUUAAUAUGUAAAUUUGCUGAGAUGUCCUUCAAAUAUGAUGACUUCAAAUACAUUGUGCAUCUUUUAUUCUCUCAGAUUUAUAUUAUUAUCCCCCACAAUGAUGGCUUCAAAUUAACUGUGCACCUUUUACUGAUGUUGAUAUAUAGUUGUGAUUGGCAGAUACUCUAGCCAACAAUGAGUCUAUCAUGUGCUUAUGUUGUAUCACCUCUACAAUUUCCAAAAGGAAACCCUCCUUAGACACCCAAAGAUUUUGAGCAAAUGGAUAUUUUCAUCAGCAAGCCUUAUGUCCACAUUCACCUCUUUCAUUUGGAUAGUAGCCCAAGCUAAAGGAGUUAAACCAAUCAACUAAAUGAACUGCUUGUGUAUUUUAGGAUCAUAGCCAUCAACCUUGAUUUCUAUUUUAUUUUGUUAAUGGAUAAUUUAGUACAUACUGUAAAACAUAUGCAAUAUGAGUUACGUGCUCCGCUGUUGUAAAACAUGUCCACCUGUUCAUGUUCUAUUUAAUUCUUCUGAUUAAAGGUUAUAUCUAAUGCCCGCGCAACGCGUGGGGGGGGGGGGCACGGCUAGUCUGGUAUUAAACUCGUUCCCCUCGUCCCCUCUGCCCUCCCCACUCCGCGCCGCGGCAGGCGGCCGCGCGCCUGGAUCCCCCUCUCCGCCGCGCGAAUCCCUUCCUCUUGUCCGUCGCGUCGAGCCCAAUUCGGCGCGCCACCUCUCCUCCCUCCGCCGCCGGCUCAGUCACUCUCGCCAUAAGAAUCCCGGAACCACCGCCGCCGCAUAACCUCUUAGCCGCCCCAAGGCCGGGUGUUCGCCGGCACGCCGGUCCAAGGAAAGCCGUAGGAAUCUAACCAUGUCCUCAACACAGUCCUUCAAGAGUGGCGCCACUCGCAGCUUCACAACUACUAUGCGGAGAGGGGCCAAUGGCGCCCCCCUCUGCUUCUCCGGGAGCAGGGAAGGAAAGCGGCGCGCCCUCAGUUUACCCAAUGGCAGCCAAGGAAGAAGCUUGCGCUUGCGCUUGUGUUGUGCUCCUCCCGAGUCCAAGUGGUGGACGACGCCACUGACUCCUGACGAUCUAAUCGAGCCGACGGGACAUGGCCAGGAGGAACUGGAGGCUAUAUGGAACGCCCUGGUCGAAGAACCUCUCCGGCCCAUCCUGACUGCCUUUCAGGAAAUUAAGGCCACUAAUGGCAACGUCUUCCGCUGUCGCUGCUUCCACGCGGGCAUAACGUCAGGUUUAUUAGUUCUCGUGAUUCGUAUUUGUCAGUUCCACAAACUGGCGCCUGGCCUUUGCGUGGAUUUUGUUCUCGGAUAUGUAUGCUACAGGAUGAGUGUUUUAGCAGCGGAGCUGAAAAGAAAUGGGAAAGCAAACAACAUUUGUGCUAGGAUACAGUUUGUUAUUAUGCUUUUGUUGUUCUGGGCUAACAAUCCUAUUAAGGACUCUUGCUUCUACUUCACACAGUUGAUCUGGUACUUUGCACUCCAUGUGUAUUCCUGCGCUGUGUUCUACGAAUACAUUGGUGUAAAGCAUCCCGCACGCUACCUGGAAGCAAUGUUUUAUACAAUACUAACAACCAACGGUGGCCUGAUGAAAGUACUUAAGUUCAUGUUUUUGGGACAAGAAUGAGAAACAUUUUCCUUGUCUGGUGAUAUAGAAUUAGGGGGAUAUUAUAAGUUCGAUGUAUAAAUCAAAUUCACCAUGGGGAUUGCCAGAUGUGAUCUACUUAAUGAAAAUGGGAUUUUAUAACGUUACAUGUUCCUUCAAUAAUUCAUUUUAGCAUGACCAA
Messenger RNA from Oryza sativa Japonica Group (Japanese rice), 3857 nucleotides. NCBI's taxonomy places the organism in Eukaryota, Viridiplantae, Streptophyta, Magnoliopsida, Poales, Poaceae. The record is from RefSeq and is a predicted model, not a curated record.